AUGAAUAAAAACCAAGAGAUUAUAGCAUUAGAUGAUGAUGACGAUGACGACUACACAAGUAUAAACAACCUUCAGGAUUGCGAUAUUUUUAAUGAUUCAGAGCUUUAUAAGGUAUAUGAAGAUUCACCACAAUCGCACUCUAAAACAACAAAAAAAGAAAAACUAGGUUUUAAUGAUAGUGAUAUUAUGACACCAGAAAGAUUACCAAAAAGACAAAUAAAACCAGUCAUUACAACCACCUCAAUAACAACUAGAAAAAGACAACAACAACAACCACAACAACAACAACCACCACAGCAAAUUACAUUAGAUGAUUCUGAUGAUGAACCAAUAGAUAAAAAUAAAAAUAAUAAUAAUAAUAGCUAUAAUAAAAAUAACAAUAAUAAUAUUUCAAUUGAUAGCUCACCGAUCAAAAACAAUUUUACUAAAAGAAAGAAUGAAGAAAUAGAAUGUAUAAACAAUGAUGAAGAUAAAAAGAAGAUUAAGAAAAAGAAAAAAAAUAAAAAUGAUACAAGCGGCCACAAACCAAUCACUGAAUUUUUCGACAAUAGUAGCAUAGAUAUUAGUCAUCAAGAUCUAAAGAGCUAUACAGAUGAUUCUUUUAUAGAUUCAGAGGAUGAAAAAGAUUUUGCUACAGAAUUUACACUUAACAAUACCACAUCGAAAGAUAAGCCCAAAAAGCCAUCAAACCAAACAAAGAAACCAUCCAAUAGAUCCAAAAUAAAUACACAAAAGAAAACUUCAUCAGACUCUGAAUCAGGCUCAGAUUUAAACUCAGACUCAGAUUAUAAACCAUCAGAUGAAUCGGAAUCCGGCUCUACCUCAAAUUCAUCAUCCUCAUCAUCUUCAUCAUCCUCAUCAUCAUCCUCAUCAUCAUCAUCAUCGAAAAUAUUAAGAAAUAUAAAUAGAAAAAAAAAUAAAAAGAUAUCCAAGGAAUCCUUAAAAAGAGACACGUAUAUGUCAUUUGAUAUCAGCUUCGAAAAAGAACCAAAUCACAAUGAAAUGCGCGAACUACUACAAGGUCAGGAAGUUCAUAAUAUGGAGUACAGAAGAAAUGGCAUAGACUAUUCAAUUAGAUUCGUUAGAAAAGAUGGUUGCAUGGAAGAGUUUAUUGAAAAGUUUAUAAUAAUAUUAUUACCAGUUGAAAAAUUUGUGGAUUUAAUAAGAGAUGGCAAAACUAUAGAUUAUAUCAGAGUAAUCAAAGAGAAGCAUCCAAAUUGUAAAUUCACUUUAGUUAUUGAAAGAUUAGAGUACCAUCUAAAAUCAAGAGCGAAAGAUGCCAAAGAAAGAGUUCAAAAGAGUUUAUUAGAAAAGUCCAAAACUAUAGAUACAAGAGUUGUGCCCGAUAAAAGCACAGUUAAUAAAGUCUUUAUUGAUAUCCAAUUGGCCUUUGGAUUCACAAUUAAAGCAAUCGAAGAAAAAACUGAUGUUAUCAACUACAUAUCAAAGUUUUAUCAUAUGAUCAUGUAUAAACCACUAAAAUCAGAAAGUAAAUUGUUUAGUGGUUUUUGCGCUGAAUCCAUUAAAAAGAAAACAAAAGAUAUGUCAUUAACUGAAAUUUGGACCAACCAACUUUGUCAAGUUACAGGUAUCUCAAGCAAUAUUGCAAGGUGUAUAGUUGGUGAAUAUCCAACAAUUAGUGCGCUCUAUUCAAAAUACAGUAGCUUUUCAUCAGAAAAAGAAAAAGAAAUGGCAUUAAAAGAUUUAAAAUAUGAUAUUUCGGGUGGCAGAAGAAGACUGGGUAAAGUUUUAUCAACAAGAAUUUAUAAAAUAUUUUAUACAAACGAUCCAAAAAAAAUUAUUAAUGUUUAA
Messenger RNA from Dictyostelium purpureum, 1812 nucleotides. RefSeq lists its product as uncharacterized. Lineage: Eukaryota; Evosea; Eumycetozoa; Dictyosteliales; Dictyosteliaceae. The record is from RefSeq and is a predicted model, not a curated record. Bases 1 to 1812 code for a protein of 603 amino acids. Gene Ontology annotation, biological process: resolution of meiotic recombination intermediates; replication fork processing; mitotic intra-S DNA damage checkpoint signaling. Gene Ontology annotation, cellular component: nucleus; Holliday junction resolvase complex. The transcript has a single exon.